Arachis stenosperma is the source of this 1444-nucleotide messenger RNA. Its product is annotated as trihelix transcription factor ASR3. The coding region runs from base 51 to 1196 and encodes 381 amino acids. The record is from RefSeq and is a predicted model, not a curated record. The transcript is spliced from 2 exons. NCBI's taxonomy places the organism in Eukaryota, Viridiplantae, Streptophyta, Magnoliopsida, Fabales, Fabaceae.
AGCCGAAAAGGGAAACCACUGCCUCUACGCUUCCACUCUUCCUUCGCACCAUGACCGACACCAACAACGCCAAAAACGACGACGUUGAUGACGACGCCGUCAUUCGCCGCACGCGUUCCCAAGCCGCACCAGAUUGGACGGUUACCGAAUCUCUAAUCCUCGUCAAUGAAAUCGCCGCCGUCGAAGCUGACUGCUCCACCGCGCUAUCGUCCUACCAGCAGUGGAACAUCAUCGCAGGGAACUGCGCCGCUCUCGACGUUGGCCGGAACAUGGGCCAGUGCCGCCGGAAGUGGGACUCUUUGCUCUCCGAUUACCAGAGAAUUAGGGCGUGGGAGGAGGAGGAAUCCAAGAAGAAGAGGAAGAAGAACAAUGCGCGCGGUGCGUGUUCUUAUUGGGCGUUGAAAGGGGAAAGGGUUAGGACGCUUCGGUUGCCGGAGGAUUUUGACAGAGAGUUGUAUAGGGCGGUUGAUGGAGUCGUCAGGGCUAGAGAGGAACGAGGGGAGGUUCUGGUUGAAAGUGAUAACGAAGAAGCUCGAAAUGAAGUUCUCGACGUUACUGUGGAAAUCGGGUCCAAAAGGAAACGGCAAAGAAGUAAAUCUGAGAGACAACCGGAAGAUAAACAUAAGAAAUGCAUCCCAGUUGAGUCUUCAGGAGACCAAUCUAGAGAACAUGAUCAAAGAGGUUGCCAUGUACAAAUGUCCAACGAAAACCAUGAAGAAGAGCUAGAGAAACAUGAUUCAGAUGAUGAAUAUUUGAAAGAUUUCCUAGAAGAUAAGUCCAAGUCGAAAUCUAAAGCAGAAAGGACUCCAAAGGAUAAAUUAGAAAUCUCAGUGAAGACCCCUGCCGAAGUAGAGCUUCAAGAAAAUGAUGAUACAGAGACGCCGAAGCCAACCUGUUUAGAAAAGGUAGCUAGUAGCAGCAGAGAAGAGAAUGAGGAAACAAUGGCCCUGAAAUUGGUAACAAGUAGUAGCAGAGAAGAAAAUGAGGAAACAGUGGCCCUGAAAUUGCAGGAAUUGGCAGUGAAGAUUCAAGCAAUUUGUAAUGAAUCGGCAGACUGUCAGGCAGCUGGCUCACAGAAUGUUGAGGACUACCUUACCGAAUUUACAAGAUGCCAAGGGGACAAGCUCGUAGAAAAUCUGGCAACUUUUGCAGAUAUCCUUAAAAAACUAUGUGGUCUUCUCCAGGAGUGUAAAUAAGCAGUUCAAUUCAGUUUAUGUAAUUGCUUUUGUUUUAUCCUUCUUGGUUAAUGUUAUCAUUUAUCAAGAGUAGAAUUGUCAUUUCAUGCCAAAGAUUUAUUUGCUUUGCUAUAUUCUGUAGCCCCUAAUAUUCGUGUUAGUGAGAUGCCGAGCACCGAGGUAUCCCAUCUUUAGGAUUAGGGUAUAUUUUUGGAAGAUGGAUAAAAAUGAGAAAUUUUUGUUGAUGAAAAAUCCUUCCUUUUUAUCCC